Benincasa hispida (wax gourd) is the source of this 2185-nucleotide messenger RNA. RefSeq names its product putative serine/threonine-protein kinase PBL1. The record is from RefSeq and is a predicted model, not a curated record. Gene Ontology annotation, molecular function: protein kinase activity; ATP binding. NCBI's taxonomy places the organism in Eukaryota, Viridiplantae, Streptophyta, Magnoliopsida, Cucurbitales, Cucurbitaceae. Gene Ontology annotation, biological process: protein phosphorylation.
UUUGGUGAGAACUUUGACCACUGUUCAUUGGAGGCUCUCUUUUCUUUCUCCUUCUGUUGCUAACUAAUUCUUAAUCAUUUUCCCUUUGUUUCACUGUUUUUGCUCUCAAAAUCUUGCUCAAUCCUUCUCCUUCUUCUUCCUCAUCUUCUUCUUCUUCGGCUUCAAUUCUUUCUCAGAAACCCCAAUUUCUUAUCCCCUUCAUUUCAAAUCCGCCGAUCUGUUCACUCUUACUUGCACCACUUGCUUUCCUCCAGGUUGAUUAAGAGUAAGAGGCUUGUUCUCAUUACUACCAUCUUGAGCAUAAGAUGGGGUGUUUCACAGUUUUAAAGAGCAAGAAGAAAAAUCAUGCACAGAGUGCUCAUGACAAACGCGUUAAGUCUAAAGAAAUUGUGCCAACAAUGCUGCCUGAACCCCAAAUUCAUACCCGCACAUUGCAAUCUGCACCACCAAGUUUUAAGACCAGAGUGAAACCUGUACAACCAGCUAAUGGAGCUGCAGGAAGUAGAAUACGUACAUUGUCUGCUCCAUCAUCUCUUGAUGCAGCAGAACAGGAUGCUCUUUCGUCAGUUGAAUAUGAUGAACCAGAAGAGUCAAUUGACCGCUUUGGAUUCAAUAAGGAACAAAGAUCUCCAAGUCCUCAACCCCUUCCUCUUCCAUCACCUCAGGUUAUUGUGUCCCUAAAGAAUACUGGAAGCUUUAAGUCAGUGAUGUCGUCCGGCCCUCUAUAUUCUUCUGGACCUUUGCCACUACCACCUGUGGGAGCGGUCAGAAAUUUUUCAUUUGAAGAAAUAUCUGCUGCUUGCCAUAAUUUUUCUGCUGAAUCCUGUGUUUCAGAAGGUCUAUCUUCUUUAAUAUAUAGGGCUUCUUUUGGAGAUGACACUUCAACUUCAAAGAAGUUUGAAGCCACCGUUACUUGCCGUCAUCCAUCCAAUCAGGGUUUCAAGGAAUUUGUUUCUGAGGUUAGUACUCUAACAUCUUUGCAACAUCCAAAUCUCUGUAAAUUGCUUGGCUUUCAUGGCCAUGAGGGUUCGGGACAGAGAAUGCUAGUGUACGAGAGGCUCUUUCAUGGAAGCUUAGAUCGUCUAUUGUAUGGGAGAUCAGAUGGGCCUCCUAUUGAUUGGAAUACAAGAAUAAAGAUUGCAUUAUGUGCUGCACAAGGUCUCACUUUCUUGCAUGAAGAAGGACCUUUUCAGGCAAUGUACAAUGAAUUUUCAACCGCCAACAUACAAAUUGACAAGGAUUUUAGUGCCAAGCUUUCUGGAUAUGGUUGUGUUGGACAGAUUCCUACACCCGAGACAGAGAUCUCUAACAAUUCAGUGGGAUCGGCAUAUCUAUCAAUGGAGACAUUGGAGAGGGGGCUGCUUACUCCGAAGAGCAACGUUUGGAGUUUCGGAAUUGUUCUUCUAGAAUUGCUAACUGGACGAAGAAAUCUUGAUUCUCGUUACCCAAAAGAAGAGAGGAACUUAGUUAAGUGGAGCAGACCGUUCCUUACCGAUGAUGGUCGAUUGUCAUUGAUCAUGGAUCCUCAAUUAAAAGGCCGUUACCCGACCAAGGCAGCCAGGACAGUGGCUGACAUUGCUCAAAAAUGUCUUCAGAAGGAUCCCUCAGAAAGACCCACAAUGAGAAAUGUAGUUGAGCAUCUGAAAAUCAUCCAAAAUGUAAAGCAAUCGAGCCGAUUCCCUCUGCAAGAACCCAUUGCUGCAUCCCCUGCAAAACAGAUGCUAAGAUCACCAAGCCUUGAUGGAAUCAUUACACCAGCAGCAGCCAGAUUAAGUUUCUCACCUUCUCCACCUUCUGGAUUUCACCCAUCUCUUUCACCUGGAGGGACAACUUCCUCUCCUAGACCCCCGCCUCGGUUAUGUUCAACCCUCUCCUUUGAGGAUUUCGAUCGACAAGAAAGGCGAAAAUCAUCCGCAUCAGCCCUUCGGAGACCUCGAAUCGAAGGAUACUAAUAUUCUAAAUUUAUUCUAUUUGUUUAUUAUUUAUUAAACUUUUCUUCUUUAUUUUCUUCUGUGGUCUUUUGGUGAUUGAUUCAACACAAUGUACAGCAGAUGGAAAGAGAAAAAAAAAAAAAAACCCCCCAUAAAUAUAUGCUUAUUUUUGUGUAGAUAUAGUUCUAACAAUGUCAUUUAAUGUAAAUCUAUACACUUUCUCCUGCCUGAGUUAUAAACUACUCCCUUCGUCA